Drosophila eugracilis is the source of this 591-nucleotide messenger RNA. Its product is annotated as calmodulin. Gene Ontology annotation, cellular component: myosin II complex. Bases 97 to 591 code for a protein of 164 amino acids. The record is from RefSeq and is a predicted model, not a curated record. Gene Ontology annotation, molecular function: calcium ion binding. The transcript has a single exon. NCBI's taxonomy places the organism in Eukaryota, Metazoa, Arthropoda, Insecta, Diptera, Drosophilidae.
UCAAAAUGAAAAUCUAAAAAUAAAUUAUUCCCAAAUUUUAAGUAAGAAAGCUCAGUAAUCCCCAAAAUUUCCCAGCCCCAACCCCUUAAUUCGGCCAUGGACUAUGAAUUCCUGACUCCUCCGCCUGAAGAGCGAAUAAUUCGCACUAACAACCUCACCGAAGAACAGCUCAAGGAUCUGGAGAUGGCAUUUGCCCUGUUCGACGUCGAUGACCAUAAGGUCAUAUCCAUAAAGCAUCUCGGACAGCUUAUGCAGACAGUAGCCCAAUAUCCCACUGAUACCGAGCUGCAAGACAUAUAUACAGAAAUCGAUUCAGAUGGUUCGGGGGAAUUAUAUCUCAGUGAUUUUCUGUAUAUAAUGUCAAAAAGAUAUGAGAACAUGACGAAGGAGGAUGAGAUCAUCGCUGCUUUUAGGGUAUUCGACCAAGAGGGAACUGGUGUUAUAUCCGAAUCGGAAUUCCGUCACAUUAUGAAGAACAUGGGUGAGCAGAUGACAGACGAAGAGGUGGAGGAGAUCAUCCGGGAUGCUGACUCCGAUAAUGAGGGAAACAUAGACUAUGUUCGAUUUGUCAACAUGAUGUCCACCUUAUGA